Trichosurus vulpecula (common brushtail) is the source of this 473-nucleotide messenger RNA. Its product is annotated as 60S ribosomal protein L23-like. The coding region runs from base 22 to 444 and encodes 140 amino acids. Lineage: Eukaryota; Metazoa; Chordata; Mammalia; Diprotodontia; Phalangeridae. Gene Ontology annotation, biological process: translation. The record is from RefSeq and is a predicted model, not a curated record. The transcript has a single exon. Gene Ontology annotation, molecular function: structural constituent of ribosome; large ribosomal subunit rRNA binding. Gene Ontology annotation, cellular component: ribosome; cytosolic large ribosomal subunit.
UGCUGCUUUCCGGGGGCCAAGAUGUCUAAGCGAGGAUGUGGUGGGUCAUCUGGAGGAAAGUUCCGAUUUUCCUUGGGUCUCCCAGUGGGAGCUGUCAUCAAUUGUGCUGAUAACACAGGUGCCAAGAACCUGUACAUCAUCUCUGUGAAGGGGAUUAAGGGAAGAUCGAACAGGCUUCCUGCAGCUGGUGUGGGUGAUAUGGUAAUGGCCACAGUCAGAAAGGGGAAACCAGAGCUCCGGAAAAAGGCUCAUCCAGCAGUGGUAAUACGGCAACGGAAGUCCUAUCGGAGAAAAGAUGGUGUGUUCCUAUAUUUUGAAGACAAUGCAGGAGUCAUGGUAAACAACAAAGGCGAGAUGAAGGGUUCAGCUGUGAUGGGGCCGGUUGCCAAGGAGUGUGCUGACUUGUGGCGGAGGAUUGCAUCUAAUGCCGGCAGCAUUGCUUGAUUCUCCUAAAGCCCAUUUGUAAAAAACAA